Molecule: messenger RNA, 1141 nt
Organism: Solanum verrucosum
Lineage: Eukaryota; Viridiplantae; Streptophyta; Magnoliopsida; Solanales; Solanaceae
Product: VAN3-binding protein-like
Exons: 7
Coding region: 1-1095 (364 amino acids)
Biological process (GO): leaf vascular tissue pattern formation; auxin-activated signaling pathway; phloem or xylem histogenesis
Source: RefSeq, a predicted model, not a curated record
AUGGCUCAGCAGAGUUCACUAGACAACAAUGGUAAGUCAAAGAACAGAAUUCUGACAAGAACUAGAAGGUGUUUCGAGCCAAUUAGCAAAAAUAAUUUCACUUCUUAUAAUCAAGCAUCAGAGAUACCUAGCAGCCCUGCCAAUGCAAUGGAGUUCUUGAGUCGACCGUGGAGUCCAUCUUCUAGUGAUCUCCUGCAAAUGUUUUCAUCAAGUAAUCUCUUGUUGAAAGACGCGGCAGGCAAAGAGGAUUAUGAAGAACAAGAUGAGGAAAUACUGGACAGUUCAAGCAACAGAGCUUUUACCAAUAAACAGUAUAUUAAGGUGGACUUGCAUCACAUGAAGGGAUGGCUAAAAAGCAAAUCUCCAUUUUGGUUGUUUAGAUCAGAUCAAGAGAAGAAAGAGAAACUCCGAUUACAAACAGCAAAACUACAUGCUGUACUUUCUCUCACACAGCUUGCUUCAGGUAUUGCUGGCUUUGCCAGCAAUAGCAGCUCAGAAAUACGAGACUCGCACCAUAUCAAUUAUGAAAGGGAAGGAAAAUGGAGCCACAAUAUAGGUAAUGUAGUUGCUUCAGCAGCUGCUCUGAUGACUACGGUAUGUGCUGAGGCAGCGGAAUCUCUCGGAGCAGGAAGAGCUCAGGUUGCAUCUGCAGUCAAUUCUGGCCUGGCCAUCCAAACUCCAAUGGAUAUGAUUGCAGUCACAGCAACAGCAGCCACAUGUUUACGAGGAGCUGCAAUUCUUAAAUCGAGAGCCAUAGAGGAUUCCUCUCCUAGGAUCCCAGAGAUGCUCACUGCAGGCGCCCGAAUAUGGAUAAUAAUGCCCUCAGGACAUAAAGAGGACAAAUGGGUGACCCUACACUUGAAGCAAAACCAACUGAUACUAAGCCUCAAAAGGAAGUACUUUGGAACUCUAAGAGCUUCAAAAGAAUACAAGCUGAUCAACAUCAUAAAAGAAUGUUUGGAGGCUCAAGACAAGUACUUUGUUAGCUUGAGGACGAACAAUGGAAUCAUCAAGCUUCUUUUCGAAGAUGAAAUGCAAUCAAGCAUCUGGAUAUCUACCAUUUCAGGUGUCUUAAAGAAGCAAAGAUCCUCUUGAGAAAGAGGUCUGAUAUAUUGUACAAAAAUGUUAUGUCAUACAGACA